Messenger RNA from Dreissena polymorpha, 796 nucleotides. RefSeq names its product NEDD4-binding protein 2-like. NCBI's taxonomy places the organism in Eukaryota, Metazoa, Mollusca, Bivalvia, Myida, Dreissenidae. The coding region runs from base 140 to 553 and encodes 137 amino acids. The record is from RefSeq and is a predicted model, not a curated record. The transcript is spliced from 8 exons.
UCCGAAUCUUGCAUCAGAACGGAGAUACUUUUCUGAUGUUGUGAAAGAACCAAACCAGACACAAGAAAAUGAAAAUCAGCAAAUUAUUAGCCGAUCCACACAAAAAGCAGCGAAGACAAUACCGCCAAACCGUUCCAAGAUGAUAAACGAUACACACCCAUACCGGAAGGAGGCGAGCGAGCAUUGGGAGAAGAUUUUGGAAUACGAAUCCAAGGCGUCAAUAUCCGAAAAGAAAUUUGCAGACGAAUGCAGAAAGCUGGCAGAGGCUGAAAGAGAAAAGAUGAAAGAAGCCAACAGAAAAGCAGUACAGCUCUUCCUAGAAAAAGGGAGUCCUGGUUUUCCGCACUGUUUGACACUCGAUCUUCACCAUCUCUACAUCAAGGAGGCUAAACCGAUAGUGGACAGAUUCCUGCAGAUUAACAUGAAACGUCGAGAUAAAGUGUUCAUCAUAACGGGAAAAGGAAACCACAGCAAGGGACCUCGUUCGACGUUAAGGGAUUGGAUAAUGGAGUAUCUAUCGGAGAAGGAACAUCGAUUUAAAGAAGACGCUUAGAACAGAGGUGAAUUUACUGUGUAUUUUGUUGAAAAGAAAGGUAAACCAACGUUUGACACGUGAUUCCCUAAUUGAGCGGUUACUUGAGUAAGAAAUGACAAUAUUUCUACCUACAUACUGGCUGUGUUGUAUUUUGUUUAACGACAUUAUUGAAGAUGUGCCUUUGUGCACACUGUUUUUUUCUGAUAAUGAUUUGUGUAUAUGCAUCUAUGCCCAUGUGAUAUAUUAAAACAUUAUUAUCGA